This is a messenger RNA of Penicillium vulpinum, 948 nucleotides long. Its product is annotated as cyclin-dependent kinase. Gene Ontology annotation, biological process: G1/S transition of mitotic cell cycle; regulation of G2/M transition of mitotic cell cycle; protein phosphorylation. Gene Ontology annotation, cellular component: cyclin-dependent protein kinase holoenzyme complex; nucleus; cytoplasm. The coding region runs from base 1 to 948 and encodes 315 amino acids. NCBI's taxonomy places the organism in Eukaryota, Fungi, Ascomycota, Eurotiomycetes, Eurotiales, Aspergillaceae. Gene Ontology annotation, molecular function: ATP binding; cyclin-dependent protein serine/threonine kinase activity; cyclin binding. The transcript is spliced from 4 exons. The record is from RefSeq and is a predicted model, not a curated record.
AUGGAGAAUUAUCAGAAAAUUGAGAAAGUUGGCGAAGGAGCAUACGGUGUCGUCUACAAGGCUCGAGAGCUGAAACAUCCUCACCGCAUCGUUGCUCUAAAGAAGAUCCGACUCGAAGCCGAGGAUGAGGGCGUCCCUAGUACAGCCAUCCGAGAGAUCUCUCUUCUCAAAGAAAUGAAGGACCAGAAUAUUGUCCAGUUGCUGAAUAUUGUGCACGUCGACAGUCUGAACCUCUAUCUUGUCAUGGAGUUCUUAGACUUGGACCUGAAGAAAUACAUGGACGCCCUGCCGUUCAGCGAAGGUGGCCGUGGGAAACCUCUACCGAAAGGAUCGAGAAUAACCCUCGGUUUAGACGAUGCGGUGGUGAAAAAGUUUAUGGCACAGCUGCUUGAGGGUGUCCGAUAUUGCCACAGUCACCGCAUUCUACAUCGUGAUUUAAAACCGCAGAACUUGCUGAUUGACCGGGAAGGCUCCUUGAAAUUAGGUGACUUUGGACUAGCUCGGGCUUUCCGUAUCCCAUUGAGGAGGUAUACCCAUGAGGUUGUGACUCUAUGGUAUCGUGCCCCGGAAAUUCUUCUUGGUAGCCCCCUGUACUCCACCGGCGUCGAUAUGUGGUCUGUGGGAGCUAUUUUUGCUGAGAUGUGCACCCGCAAGCCUCUCUUCCCUGCUGAUUCGGAGAUUGAAGAAAUCUUCACGAUCUUUCGUCUUCUUGGUACUCCCAACGAAAAGACCUGGCCCGGUGUCACUGUGCUCCCCGACUACAAAAACAGCUUCCCUCAAUGGAGGCGUUCCAGCACCCCUCUGGUUCCUAACAUAGAGAGCGCUGGCUACGAGCUACUAGAGGCUCUCCUCCAAUACGACCCCGCGAAAAGGCUCUCUGCAAAACAGGCUUGCCUCCAUCAUUACUUUCGCAAUGGAAGUUCAUAUUACUCCGGACGUGCCCACUAA